Hypomesus transpacificus is the source of this 3339-nucleotide messenger RNA. RefSeq lists its product as uncharacterized. The coding region runs from base 499 to 2319 and encodes 606 amino acids. NCBI's taxonomy places the organism in Eukaryota, Metazoa, Chordata, Actinopteri, Osmeriformes, Osmeridae. The record is from RefSeq and is a predicted model, not a curated record. The transcript has 2 exons.
UCCAAUGAAAGAACGAUCGGUGUUUGUUGUUAAUCUACGAGGAUGAACGACAAAAUACUACUUUGAUCUCACCCUUAAGAAUUAUCAUUUUUUAUCAUAUUGAAGAAUUGAAUGAACGACUUUUAAUUUAGUUGUCUAUAGUUUGAAACUGAUAAAUUGGCACUGGCAGCUGGAAACGAAGACCUGCAAUCGGAAAACGUCAUCGGUCAUGGCAGCACCCACAUUCUGGUGAAAUGAUAAGUGAUAUUCAGCUGUGUAGACUACAAGACAGGACUCGCUGUAUUUUGUUUGAAACACGUGCAUUAACCGUUGAAAUGAUAUACGUUUGCUUGUAGGCCAGUAGCUCAACAUGGCAGCGAACUUGUUUAUCAUUGUGAAGACAGAAGACGACGAGGAGCGGCCGUGUACAGACAUUUGUCAUGAACAAGAGACAUUGAAGAGAAUGAAGUGAUUUGGCAGAGACGUUCAACUCAGGUGAAUGAAAUAUUCUCAAAGGUGAUGACCAAGAAAUACAGAUUACAAAAACACAUAAAAUGCAAGAAAAUAGGAUUACAUGUGGAUGUUGGGUCAGGACUGAAACAGAAACUGGAUUUGCAGUUACUUACCAACGGAGUAAUGAACGAGAUAACAGAUUUUGCCAAAGAACUGUCUACUAAUUCUCAAAAACACUACAUCGCUGAAAUUCUGGAGUACAAUUUUGAUAUUAGCUUUGAAAACAGUAAACAAAAAGGUGAAUUUGCGUAUCAAACUUGGCAGAGAGUGGUUGAAUUGCAGAAACGUCAAGCACAGAAACCUUUUAAAUUAUCUAUACUUAAUCAACCAUGGAUGCUCAGAAUAAAACCACAUAACAUGGUUCCAAACACAUCCAGUCAGACAGACCCUCUUAGAGAUUCUGGAAUCAUCACCUCAGAGCAUCUGGGAUAUGCUGAAAUCUGUUCUGAAAGUGAGUCUGACAUGAUGGCAAACCAGGACAUCAAGAGGGAGACAUUCUAUACUGGGUUAGAGGAGACCAGUGCAGACCUCUACCCUCUGUGUCAGGAAAUUGGUCUGGACCUUGAUGUGACCAAUAGGCCUACGGGUUGGUCAAAAGAGAAACUUGACAUGGAUGUUUUGACCAAAGGGGUUAUGAUUGAAGUGGCUAAAUAUACAAAAACACUGUGUGGGACAUACAAGCAGAUAGUCCUUGACAUCUUGGAACACAAUUUUGAUCUUGAUUUGCAAACUGUGAACUCUGAGCUCUUUAAAACAGUUCUCUUCAAUAUAGGAAUGUUGAAGCAACUGAGGAAAAAGAAACAAAGUCAACCAUGGUAUGAUACAGUCUUCUCAAUGCAAAGACCUAGACAUGUGCUCAAGUUUGCCUCAGCUGUAUCUAAAAGUGUUUCUAGAAGGCAGUCGGAUCGACUGAAAAUGAGACAGCUGUGUGCUGCUGUUGAUAUAGAAGAGUUGAAGAAAAAGCUGAGUGGUGAGGCACAGUAUGAAACGGCCGUCUCAUUGCAAAGACCUAGAAAGAGGGAUCAUAAAUUGGCACCAGCUUUUUCUAGAAGGAAGUCAGAACGACUGAAAAGGAGACAACUGUCUGCAGCCGACGGUCAUAAAAAGAAAAGGAAGAAAGGAACUCAACAUGAAAGAACGUCUGACCAGACCUGUGAGAUGAGCAGCUUUGAAAGGACUGACCCAUAUAUCUAUGAAACUGCAGAUGUGGACCAAAUGGAUGACCUAGGCUACAUGUGGUCACUGGAGAACCCUGGUCUUGAACCUUCACUUACAGUCCUGUCUGCUGCUGGUGGUGGACACGUGUCCUCUCCUGCCCCUCCCCUAACGUCAUCCUAUGACACUCACACUGCCUUGUGUGCUGAAGAAGUGAAGCUGGAAGACAAUAACAAUAUGAGGGCAAAGCUUGAUUACUAUCCAUUUUGUGAACAAUCAGGCAUAGACCUUAAUGUAUAUUCAAAAUUGGAAUCCAAAGAAAAACAUGACUUACAGUUUCUGACGAAUGGUGUGAUGUAUGAGAUUCAUAGAUAUGUUAAUAGAAACAGGAAUGGUUUGUCCUAUUCACACUUUCUAUAUGACAUCUUGGAUUACAACUUUAGAAUGAGUUUCACUUUCCACGAUUACUGUUACAAUAAUUUUCCCCUACGAUGUACGCCGCGUGUAAAGCAACUGGCGAAAAAAUAUCCAAGUGCCUUUGUCAGAAACCCACAUUAUGCCGAUUGCGUGUUUGUGCUACACUCUGAAAAGAUGACAGAAAAAAAUGAAACCAAGGACAGUUACUCAACUGCAAGAACGCCUGAGAGACAUUUCGAGAGGGCAGACCUGUGAAUUGAGCAACUUUGAAAGGAUGAACGCUAAUUCUGAUGAAACAAAGUUUGCUGAAGCAAAAGUUUGAAAUAAUGUCACACAAUCCAUGGUAAUAAUUUAUUUGAUUCCACAGAAGACAGGACUGUGGAGAUCCAUGUCAGUGGUCAUGCCAUGAGGACAAGGAACCAAAAAUGUGCCUUUAAACCUCAGUAUGCAAAAGGAACAGGAAGGAAAAUGUGAAGACUAUUGUUCACCAGGUUGAGAAUUGUCGAGAAUAUUUGUUUGCCUAAUCAUUUGUGCCAUUUUUCCAGCUAACUUUUUUGUCAUGAUCAUAACCACAUUCUUAGGGCAAGGAGUUAUAUUCUCACCUGGUAUUAAAAUCUUAGUUUGCGAAGAUAUGCCAUGUAAAGUCUGACUACCUACUGUAAUUGUUGUUUGAUAUUGCAGACUAGAAACUGAGAAUUAUGUAGAAAUAAGGCAUUUUUUUAUUGAUUUGUUUUGAUUUGUCAUACAUUUACAUUGUUAGAAGCUUUGCCCUUGUUUUUUCUCUGCGUUGCAGGGUUUAAAUGCAUGAACAUUAACAUAAGAAGAAGAUGAUAUUACCUCUCUUCACUUGUAAAUGUUUCCCUGAACAUUUUGGGGGUUGGCAAAGAUUACAAGUUUAUAUCUUGGUGUUACUGUUUUCUAGAAAAACUUGAAAUCAAAGUUUUUUGUCAGUGACGGGAAGACCUUAGUUGUAGAGAAAGUUUUUAUUAAUUUCUGUUUCUCUCAUUGGUCAAUGGCCAGAUAAGUUUCAAAGCAAUAUUGCAUCCAGCCUUUAGGUGGUGGUAUGGUAUUAGCCUUAGUCGCUACUGCAACAGGGACACCAUCACAGGGCUUGCAUUGAGUUAUCGCUGACAUGCUAAGAAUUUUGCAAGCCAGAAACCUUUUUUUUUUUAAUUUGUAAUAAACGGUCAACCUAUACAUCCCUGCUUGUCUUUUUGUGCAUAAAAUGUGUAUACAUCUGAAAUUUACCUUGGGUGGGAAUUUUCUACUGUAUGU